AUGAUUGGACUCACUCUCAAGCUGGUCCAUUUUGGGCUUGGACUGCAUGUCUUUGUAGUUCCGCUAGAGAACGUUAAAGGAUAUCUGAAGUUUCUAUGGAUUAUUUACUUUGUUCACACUACAGGCAUGGCCAUCGCCAAAACCUCGGUCUUGUUAUUCUACACUCGCGUUUUCGGCAUGCGAAACUCCAAAUUCAAGUACGCUGUGUGGUCGGUACACGCCAUGAACAUCGCAUGGGCCAUAGGGACUUUGCUCAGCGUCCUUUUCAUAUGCGAUCCCAUCUCCAAGGCAUGGAACUUUUUACAGCCUGGGACCUGCCUCGACUUUACACAGCUUUGGCUGGGCAACGGCUUACCAAAUCUCAUUAUCGACAUUUUUAUUCUAGUGUUGCCCGUCCCAAUGCUGUGGCAGUUGAAAAUGAAGACAUCGCGUAAAUUCCAAGUAAUUGGUGUGUUUGCGUGUGGAUACUUAGUUGUUGUGUCAUCUAUCGGGCGCCUUUACACCACUAUCAGAGCGAGUGAAUACAUUGGAAUGGACCCAACUUACAAAACGGCUACGAACCAAGGAUUUAGGGUUGAGAUCAGCCAAUCAAUAUUAUUGCAGCGUAUAGGUGCUCCCCUGGGAAGGCAGCACGGCCGGGAUAGGGGCCUUGGUGGGUCCCCUGUUUCACCAGGAAAGGCUUGCCGAACCACGAUUUUCAUAAGGCCUACUAGGCCCGACCCAAUACGAAAAGGGACUUCUGGCCGGCUCUGCGUUCCGUUCUUCUUCCAAUUCGCUGCAACGCGUGCGAGGAUGCAGUCGUCAACAGCCGCCAGCCUGCAAGGCUCACUGAGCUCAUGCAGCCGUGCCGACUUUCGCGGCUGCCCAGCUACCAAGGCAUACAGGAGGACUUACAUGCUCCGCCUCCUCUUUGGAUGGCUAAUUACGGCCGUACCAAUCAUGGGAAAACAAACAAAGAAGGAAUACAACACACUAAUUACAGCUUUUUCAAUCCUCCUCAGUCUGUCGGUCAGCGGUUUUGUCGACAGAACAAUACGAGACGCGCGAUGGUUGUUCCUGAGUCUCCGCUUUAGACCCCGGCGCACUGUUGAGCUCAUCUUGCAGGCGAAUGGAAUUAUUUCCGUCCUGAUACUUGCUAUUAGGUCAAAAAGGUCCACUAUCUACACAGCCGCACUUUUGUGGUUCCUAUUAGCUAUUGCAUCCCAAAUUGGCCUUGCUACACUGGGACUAUGUUACACAGUCGAGGAUGCAAGCAAGUUAGCUCUGGUAGUGACUCCCGGAACGGUGGUUGUUCCAGAAAUGAGCAUGAUUCGAACCUUCAGCACUGUCGUAGCUGGGGAAGAUUAUUCUAGCGCGGGCGCACAGGAAUAUACCGCAAACAGCUAUGGAUCCAUGUCCCUCAUGUAUGUCGAAGAUAUUCUCGAGGCCGCCCCUUCGAAGGGCGAUUUGCGAGUCGCCUCGGACGCUCGAGUGUUCUGUGGUACCCAAGAGUGCCAAUACGUCUUUCGAGAAAAGAACACACCACCAGAGGACCUGCCCGCCGAUGCCGACUUCCAGCCCACCGUCGUCGCAACGGACCGCAAGAUAUCCAGCGCCGGGAAAUGCAGCCGCCACCAGGUCGUGGCCGGAGGAGACGGCAGCAGCACCAAUAUCACCAUUGACGUCGGAGAUGGCGGGAGCCGAGCGAUCCAGAUCCCCUUCGCAGGAGGCACGAACCAGACCACGUACAUGACAAACACGUCUGUGAGCUGCGGCCCCGGGUGCGGAGUCGUGACGGCCUUUGAGUCCUCCCCGCAGACGUCGUGGUACUACAAUUGCAACGUGACGGUCGGGGCCGUCACCAAUGCCACGCAACCAGAACACAACGUCUCGGAGCCCGUGCGGCUCCUCGCUGCGCAGGGCAUCGCACUCCAGGGGUAUGCGGUGCUCUCCUUUGUCGACGACUCGCACUCGCAGUACCAGAGCUACCCGGCCGAGACGGCGUUCGGGCUGGCGGCGGAGGGAGACGCGGACGCAAUGGAGAUGAGGAUGGCGCGGUUUGCGAUCGGCGUGAUUGCCGCGGCUGCGGAUUCUAAUACCGAGGUGAACAUAUCCGGGUACCCGCCAGUGAGAGGGUCGCACGUCAAGGUCGACCACUGGGACUAUGUGGCGCUGAUACUGCUGUCGGCCAUUGGCGCGCAGCUGGUCCUGAGUCUCGUCUUGGCCCUUAUGUCAUUUAAGGUCAUCAUUCCGCCGGAGGGACUUGUUGGGAUGGCGCAGCUGCUGAGGGCAAUGGCCCAGGAGACUCGGGUGAUGAAGUUCGGGGAGGUUGGCGAGAAGUAUUUGAGCGACGAGAGCUCUGCUUGUCGCUAUUCCUCCAAGGGAUAUGAGCUCAAUUGCAUCUGCUCGACGACCCGUGGAGUCGAGGCUGGCGUCCUCCUCUUCCGCGGCGUGGAGCGGCUGUCGGGAUACCCUCUUGGCCAAUUGGCACAUGGGCGUAACCGCCUUUGGCGGGCCACCUGUGCAUUUCCAAAUUGUGAGCGUGCUAGCAAUCACAAACUUCCAUGGUGGCCUGCUGACAGAGACAUUUCUUAG
Diaporthe batatas is the source of this 2574-nucleotide messenger RNA. RefSeq lists its product as uncharacterized. The transcript has 9 exons. Lineage: Eukaryota; Fungi; Ascomycota; Sordariomycetes; Diaporthales; Diaporthaceae. The record is from RefSeq and is a predicted model, not a curated record. Bases 1 to 2574 code for a protein of 857 amino acids.